AUGCUGACGCCGCAAGUCGUUGCCGCCGGGUGCCACAAAGACCGCCGCAAGGCUGCGAGGCGAGCGGAGCGGGAGGCGGCAGAGCUAGCGGGUGCGGCAGAGCGAGUGGCGCUGCGCGAGGAUGCGGAGCUAGCAGAGGCGCUGCGCCGGUCAGAGGUGGAUGCAGAGGAGGAGGCGCUGGCGCGUCGGGUGUCGCGGUGCGAGGCGGCAGUGAGCAGCGAGUCGACCGGCGGCGGCGGGGAGUUGCCGCGGCGUGUCGAGCGGCUGGAGGCGAGCCUCGGCGCGGCGACCGAGGGCAGCCUCGAGGAGCGGGUCGGCGCCAUCGAGCGCUUGAUCGGGCCAGAGGUGGGAGAGGCGGCGGAGCAGCAUCUGCCAGUCGCCGAGCCGUUUGCUGCCGUCUCACUAGCGGACGCCGGCCUCGACACGGGGCGGCCAGCUGGCCCUGUUCACGCGCGCGUGAGACAUGCAGACAGGGUUGCCAGGUGA
Molecule: messenger RNA, 486 nt
Organism: Emiliania huxleyi CCMP1516
Lineage: Eukaryota; Haptophyta; Isochrysidales; Noelaerhabdaceae
Exons: 2
Coding region: 1-486 (161 amino acids)
Source: RefSeq, a predicted model, not a curated record